This is a messenger RNA of Penicillium angulare, 231 nucleotides long. RefSeq lists its product as uncharacterized. Lineage: Eukaryota; Fungi; Ascomycota; Eurotiomycetes; Eurotiales; Aspergillaceae. The record is from RefSeq and is a predicted model, not a curated record. Bases 1 to 231 code for a protein of 76 amino acids. The transcript has a single exon.
AUGAAGUUUCUCACUCUCUUCGCUUUCAGUGACCUGAGCGCCAAGACCACUGCCGCAGCUAUCAACGACAAGGUGCAGCGAAGCUUCACUCCCGAGCUCGGGGCUCGUAUUUUCGACCGCCGUGAUGCCAACGGGGAUCUUAUCUUCAAGCGCUGCUCCUCUGCUGAGGGCAACGAGGAUUGCUCUGUCGAGGACUGCAAAUGCAUGUACUCCGGCUCCUAUUGUACUUAA